Molecule: messenger RNA, 1605 nt
Organism: Prunus armeniaca (apricot)
Lineage: Eukaryota; Viridiplantae; Streptophyta; Magnoliopsida; Rosales; Rosaceae
Source: the annotation of a GenBank genome assembly
AUGGAGUGGUUGGUGUAUUGCAUAGUUUUAGAGAUUGGAUUUCACUCAAACCAACCAAAUGACUCCUCCCACCAUAUUAUGAUGUUCCCCAAGUUUUGGACUCAAUCCGAUAUCGAUUGGUCCCUUGAAAUCGGCCAAUUCAGGUUUGUAGGAAGUUCGUUCAGAAAUGGAGUGGAUGAAUUGCAAAAACAAGUGGCUGAAGGCAGUCUGAGUUUAUCUGGCAGUAAUGAUGUGUUGACCUUGGCUUUGGGUCCCGAGCAUCCAGGGAGAGUAAGAGGGGUAGGUGUUGGGAUUUCCCCUAGGCAAUUCUUCAAUUUACCUAGACCACAGAGGGUAAAGUUUGCUGAUCAAUUGAAGGAAAGUGUAAGAAUUGUCCUUCAAGAAGAGACUAAGAAGAUGGAAGCUAGAACCAAACAAUUAGUAGAGGCUGAGAGGGAACAUUUACUAAGUCAGCUUUCCCACCUCAUCCCCAAUUUUGAUCCAAGCAUGCUUAAACCGAAAACUAGCCCUUGUCAAAACCAAGGUCUACAGCAAAGUCCCAAAAAUCCAAUGUCUGAUAAAGCAAGCUGUUCUGGGGCUGAAGUGAGAUCCCUACAUUUAGAGGAUGAUACUGCCAGAAAUGGGGAACAGCAGGAAGAAACGAAAUCUGGGGCUUUAGAUAAUCAAGAUGAAGAGAAGAAAGAAGAAAAUAAAGAUGAACAGAAGAUGGGAGAAAAAAAAGAUGAAGGGAAGAAGGAAGAAAAAAAAGAGAAAAAAGAUGAAGGCAAAAAGGAAGACACAAAUGAUGAAGAGAAGAAAGAAGAAAAACAAGAUGAAGAAAAGCAUGACGAGGAGGGUAAUGAAGUAGUUGAUUAUUCAAAUGUGGAGGUGCCAUCUUCCUUACAAUCCCUUUGUGGUUAUGUGGAAACUACACUAAAGCCACAGGGGAAGAUCAUGACCUUCAACAUUGAGAAGGAGGUGUUUGGUGCAGAUCAAAGUACCUUCGUCUUGCAUGAAGAAAUUACACAGUUUGCAGGCAUGGAAGAAAUUGGGGCUACUGUGGUUGCAGUAUUUAUGAGGUGCUUAUAUGAUCUUUUGAGAGAAGCAAAUAUGUGCAGCAUGGUUGGCUUUAUCGACCCUGCUCAAGUUAGUGCCAACGCUGGGUCACUAACUGACAGAUCACGAAUUGUAGCCAGUCGACUUCAGAAAACAGAUGGUGAACAGAUUUUCAUGAUGCCUUACAAUCCAGGCCGUCAUUGGGUCUUGCUGAUUGUGAGGGCAAAGAGGGAAACCGUCUAUUUUCUGGAUCCUCUGCCUGGAAAUCGUGUGGUUGAUGAGGAGGGCAAAAACAUCGUGAACAGUGCUUUAAAAAUUUAUAAUUCCCACAUAGGCAGACCAGGCCGUAAAGCACCAAUUUGGAAAACUCUGCCAGGCACACCAAAGCAACCCAGCAGUGUCGAAUGCGGGUAUUAUGUGAUGCGCUUCAUGAGGGACAUCAUCAUGGAUCCUUCCUUGGAGUUUGAGAAGAAGUUUGCCAAGGGAAAAGAUCAAGCGCCAUACCCCCAAGCAGCCAUUGAUGAAGUCAGGAAAGAAUGGGCAGAGUUUGUUUGCCUUCAUAUGGAUUAG